AUGCAGCAUCGCAGAAACAGCAUCUCUCCCAUCCCCCUCAGCGAGCUCGCAUCUACAGUCGUUGAUCGUAUUCCCCUCCUUCUCGAGCAACUGCAAAAUCUAGAGGCGGAGGAAGCUUUCCUGGACACCAAGAUCGUGUUGCUAGAGGAGUUGCAGAGAAGAUCCACGAGUGUCUCUAUGGACACGUUGAGAGCGCAGCCUAGCACCAGUGUUACUGAAAGCACGCUGAAAAGAAAUCAUCUAGUUCCAGACGCAGCUCUGCGAGGGUUAGGCUUGAUCCUAUACAACAUGCCUGCCAACAGUGCCAAUCCUUCAGCCGCUCAAGUUGAUCUACAAGGACUUGAAUUGGCAGAACAUCACUUUGGUCCCUUACUUCACCCAAUCCGCGCCACAAAGAGCGCAUGGACCAACUAUUCUAUCAACCGCCUCCAAACCAAUAAAAAGUAUCGCCCAGUUGUCCGGGUAUCAAGCAAGGACUCUGAAGAUGGCUCCGAGGAAGACUCUGAGGAAGAUGAGGACGAGUACGGUGACGAACCCGAUGAUCUUUGGUUGUCCGACUCCAUCAAAUAUUGCGUUUCUCAGAUUGAAAAAGAGAUGGACUUAGAGGCGGGUACCCUCCAAAAAUGUAUCACCAUUUUAAGCGACAACACGGAACUUGACGACGAAGAUGUGAGUACGGCUUGCCUGACAAUCCACGCUUCUACUGAUAACAUUGUUCGGAUUUACUCGCCCACUGCGCCGAUGUACAUCGACGUGCAUCUUAAAUACCACUGCCGGUCGCGUAUGUCAGAGAUCGAGUGGUUCUACUCACUCGGGUACAAGAUCCAACGCCGCCCGCCUGCAUCAGCGGCCAAUAGCUCGGCCAGGGCGACCCCUCAGAUGUGCACACGCGCAAUGGGUGGCAGUCCAUAUGCUGGGGUUACUAUGAUGACUCCGAUGGAAACUACGGCAAAAAGAUGGCGUAGGGUUGAGGUAGCAGACAUGGGAUUGUACGAGGAAGGAGUUACGGACGUGUACGAAACCUUGUUCGGAAAUUUGGAAAGACCUGCGGAAACCGACGGAGAGGCCAUGCUCGCAUACCAAAGGUCACUCGUAAGGGGCAUACGCCUGCUCCUCGCCACUGUCGGCCUUUCAUACACGGUUGCAUGUACUGACGAUGAAAUCGACGUGCGGCCGCGUGACUUGAUGCUUGAAGGGCUGGCUGACAAAUGGGUCGGGCGGGGGAUACGCAAUGCAUGUGGCCUCCGGCUCACCAGAGACGCAGAAGAAGAGCGGGCAGGUAGCCAGCAACGACGAGAAGAGGCAAAGGGUUCCAACAACCCAUACGAUGAUGACGGCUCCGAGGGUGAUGAAUCCGACUGGUGA
Messenger RNA from Suillus paluster, 1365 nucleotides. RefSeq lists its product as uncharacterized. The transcript is spliced from 4 exons. The record is from RefSeq and is a predicted model, not a curated record. Lineage: Eukaryota; Fungi; Basidiomycota; Agaricomycetes; Boletales; Suillaceae. Bases 1 to 1365 code for a protein of 454 amino acids.